Messenger RNA from Monomorium pharaonis (pharaoh ant), 4603 nucleotides. RefSeq names its product NPC intracellular cholesterol transporter 1 homolog 1b. Gene Ontology annotation, cellular component: membrane. Bases 632 to 4381 code for a protein of 1249 amino acids. Gene Ontology annotation, molecular function: lipid carrier activity. The record is from RefSeq and is a predicted model, not a curated record. NCBI's taxonomy places the organism in Eukaryota, Metazoa, Arthropoda, Insecta, Hymenoptera, Formicidae. The transcript is spliced from 23 exons.
UGAUUGAACACCUGAAAAGAUUUCAACAUCUCGUGUCCAAUGUUCUGCUAAUGAUAAGGAAACACUUCGAUAAAUCUGAUUUGAUAUGAUGAUGAUACCGCUGGUUACGAGACAGUUGUUCGUUCGAUCUGGGAAAGGGAAUAAUGUCAAAUGAAUAUCUAAGUAACUCGAAGCUCUCGUUAAUGUAUCCGAGAAUUCGGCAAGUCGUAAAUAAAUUCGCAAGGUGACAGAACGAAGAAUCUGCGAAAUAAAGUAAAUCGGUGAUUACAGUGAUUGUUAUAAAAUUACACAGAAAGAGUGAAUAUAUUCGGCAGUGAAACAAAGCGCGGUAAAAUAAAUAAUACGUACGGUCGGGCGUUUAACGCGUGGAAGGAUUUAGAACGUGGAAAUGAGAAUUCGUUUGAAAAAGUGUGUAUUGUCGAAGGGUGGUACUUAUCGCAUUAAUCUCGCUCGUAAUUGAUUUGUCUGUGAUAAUACUAGCUUGAACACGAAGCUGCGAGUCCAAUUCUCGUUGUCGCUGAUAUCGUAGGACAUCGACCGCCACUGAGAUACGGGAUCGAGGGACAUUCGGGACAUCCUCUUCGGUGUAAGUCCUUCGAUUAGUGCUCCUUGAGUUACACAGCCCCGCAAUAUGCCGCGACCGGGAGCGUUCAGUCUUCUUUUCGUGCUCUAUUUCGUCCUAAUCUCGGCGGAUGAACAAUAUAAAUGCUCGUGGUACGGAGAAUGCGGAAGAUCAGUGGUAUUUCCGCGGACAUGCGUGGCGAAAGAUGUUGUUCCCCGGCUGAUCGACGACGCGUCGGCCGAAGCUCUUCUCCAGAAGAAAUGUCCGCAUCUCUUCGAGAACGGCGAAUCACCAAAAACAUGCUGCGAUGCCAAACAAAUUGCCACGAUGGCAAGCAAUAUGGGUACGGCGGAAAGUAUUUUUGGCAGGUGUCCGACCUGCGUGAGAAAUAUGUUUCGAUUGAUCUGCGACAUGACUUGCAGUCACGAGCAGGGUCGAUUCGUGAAAGUGACCAAUAGUUCCGAAGACAACGGCUUAGAGUAUGUCGUUGAAUCUGAGGUUCAUGUCACGGAAAAAUUCAUAAAUGAAACAUACGAUUCCUGCAGCAAGGUUGUCAAUCCUACGAGCGGAAGUUAUGCCAUGGAGUUGGCCUGCGGCCCGCACGGAGCCAGUAGGUGCUCACCGAAAUUGUGGUACGACUUCAUGGGCAAUAUCAAAACGAACCCUUACAUACCCUUCCAGAUAACAUAUGUUUAUGACGCAGCUGAAGAAUGGGGCGACGAGCCGUGGAAUGCUACGACUAAAAAUUGCAGCGAGGCUUAUGACGACUCGUCUAAGGCUUGCAGCUGCGUCGACUGUCCCAUCGCGUGCCCCUACAUAGAAUUAAAAAUUAAAGACUCAGAUUCGUUUAGAAUCGGCGAAUUCAAUGGCUACGGAGUUAUAGCAGCUAUAGUAGUCGUUUUAAUCACGAUCAUUUUAACUGUUUUAGUAAAAUUUGGAACAGGUGGCAUACGUAAUUUGUUAAAAAAUAGGAAAAAAGAUUCUACGAGAACGUCAACGAAAAGGACGGACGGAGAUUGUAGACAAAGUUAUCAAAAAAUUUUCGAAGUAGCCUUUGCUAGAUGGGGAACAGCGUUUGCCAAAUAUCCUAUUAUCUCUCUGUUCACGACCUCAUAUAUCGUUCUUGGUCUGAGUUACGGAAUCAUGUAUCUCUCGGUGACGGUAAAUCCUAUUGAAAUAUGGGCAGCGCCGAGUAGCAGAUCAAGAAUAGAAAAAAAUUAUUACGAUAAUCGAUUUCAACCAUUUUAUAGAACCGAGCAAAUCUAUAUAAAAUCUGUUGAUGUUGAUAAGAUAAAACAUAAUACUGUGAACGGAGUUAUAGAGUUUGGACCGGUGUUUAACGAGACUUUUUUGCUAGCUGUGUAUAAACUGCAGGAGCAGAUUCUUCAAUUAGGCCAAAAAACUGGCGAAGGAUUGGAAAAAAUCUGUUAUGCUCCCGUACAAAGUGAUUUUAUUGGACCAGUUACUCUUGACCUCUGCACUGUACAAAGCGUAUGGGGAUACUUCCAAAAUGACAUCAAAAAGUUUAAUGAUACAGAGAAUUCCGAGGGAUAUGAAAUUAAUUAUCUGGAUCACUUGUACAAAUGUAUGCAAAAUUCUUUUGAUCCAACGUGCCUGGCGCCGUACAAAGGGCCCAUAAUACCUGCUAUAGCAAUCGGAGGUUUUCUGAGAGAAAAAGAGUUUAAUUAUGAUUCCUCAGAUUAUAUCAAAGCGACUGGAUUAGUUUUAACGUUUCUGGUGAGAAAUUCGCUUGAUGAGAAAGCUCUCGAACCGGUCUAUAAAUGGGAACAACGUUUCCUCGACUUUAUGGAAAAAUGGGAUCGAGAUGAUCGACCGAACUUCAUGGACGUCGCAUGGUCUACGGAAAAAUCGAUACAGGACGAAUUAGAUAGGACAUCGAAAGCGGAAGUCAUAACGGUGGUCAUCAGUUACCUUCUCAUGUUCGUUUAUGUCGCCUUCGCUCUCGGCAAGAUCAAGGCUUCCGUUGUUGGUUGUUUUACCGGAAGCAAAAUCGUAUUGAGCAUCGGAGGUAUCAUCAUAGUUAUAGCAUCGGUUGGUUGUUCUCUCGGCAUUUUCGGCUAUAUUGGCGUACCAACCACUCUGCUCACAAUCGAGGUAAUUCCUUUCUUAGUGCUAGCAGUCGGAGUCGACAAUAUUUUCAUCUUGGUGCAAAAUCAUCAGAGAAACCCUCGGCGUAUUGAUGAAACGAUUCCAGAGCACAUCGGUAGAGUUCUUUCUGUAGUCGGACCUUCGAUGCUGCUUACCAGCAGCUCUGAAUGUUUCUGCUUUUUAAUUGGAGCGUUUUCGGCGAUGCCAGCGGUCAACACUUUCGCGAUGUACGCCUCGCUAUCGAUUUUAAUUAACUUCCUGCUUCAAAUAACGGCCUUUGUCGGUUUAUUGUCUCUUGAUUCUCGGAGAGCUGAGAAUGAUCGUCUGGACGUUUUGUGCUGCAUUUCCGUCAGGGAUAACUCGAAUGUCGACGAACGCGAUGGUAUCGUUCACACAAUCUUCGAACGCGCCUACACGCCGUUUGUGAUGAAGACACCGGUCCGAAUUGUUGUAGUAGUGAUCUUCGUUGCUAUUCUCACUACUCAUGUCAUUGUCUUACCGCAGAUCGAAGUUGGACUGGAUCAAAAACUCUCGAUGCCCGAAGACUCUUACGUUCUUAAAUAUUUUCAAUAUAUGGAGGAUCUUUUGUCGAUGGGUCCACCUGUAUACUUCGUGCUGACAGAAGGACUGAAUUACAGCAAAAAAGAAGUACAAAAUACUAUAUGCGGCGGUCAGGGAUGCAAUACGGAUUCCUUGUAUACGCAAAUAUACUCAGCCGCUCAACAAUCCAACGUGUCUUACUUGUCUAAAGCAGCUUCGUCUUGGAUAGACGAUUAUCUCGAUUGGUCAGCGAUUAGUGACUGCUGCAGAUAUCAUACAAACAAUCAAUCCUUUUGUCCACAUAAUAACAAAAAUUGUAAGAAAUGCGGGAUUGUCAUUGAUGAGGAUACUUCCCGUCCGAAUGAAACAAGUUUCAGAAAGUACAUCCCUUUCUUUGUGAACGACAUUCCAGAUGAAAACUGUGCCAAAGCUGGCAGAGCUGCUUAUUAUGAUGCAAUGAACUACGAUUAUGACGAGUACGGUUUGACAAAUGUAAAGGAUUCGUACUUCAUGGGUUAUCAUACGCCCUUAAAAGCUUCUUCCGACUGGUACGAGGCAUUGCAUGCUGCUAGGAUAAUAUCAGAAAACAUCACAGACAUGAUAAACGAUGCCCAGGUGUCCAAUCAGAAAGUCUACGUAUUUCCAUAUAGUGUAUUUUACGUAUUCUACGAGCAAUACUUAACCAUCUGGCAAGAAACCUUGUCAUCGAUAAGUUUAUCCCUUGCCGUGAUUUUCGUGGUGACACUAUUUCUCACAGGAUUAUCAUUAUUCUCUGCAGUGAUAGUCGUUCUUACAGUCUUGAUGAUAAUCGUUAAUUUAGCGGGCCUAAUGUAUUGGUGGAGUAUCAGUUUGAACGCGGUUUCUCUCGUAAAUUUAGUUAUGGCGGCUGGCAUCUCUGUAGAAUUCUGCAGCCAUAUAGUGCAUUCAUACAUCACCUCUGUAGCAGAGACAAAAAUUGGCAAAGCGUCGGAUGCUCUUUCCGUCAUGGGAAGUUCUGUAUUUUCCGGAAUCACUUUGACCAAAUUCGUAGGAAUCGUGGUACUGGCAUUCGCAAAGUCGCAGAUCUUUCGAGUUUUUUAUUUCAGAAUGUACUUAGGCAUUGUUUUAUUCGGAGCAGCGCAUGGUCUCAUAUUCUUACCGGUGUUAUUAAGCUUUUUAGGACCUACGUAAGAAAGGCUAACAUAAAGGUUCACGGCGAUAGGAAAGCCAUCCCAUGAUUUGUACAUACUGUAUGCAUUAGACUAAAUACACAAUUUUGUAUUAAUUAACAUGUAAUAACGAUCACCAUGUAUAUAACGGUACUUAUAUUCAGCGAAUUGAUCAGAUGCAAUUUUUUAUCGAGCGUCUUCAUUAUAUCGCGUGCAUUUCACAUUAAAAUAUUUUUCAACGAUA